Messenger RNA from Laccaria bicolor S238N-H82, 996 nucleotides. RefSeq lists its product as uncharacterized. The transcript is spliced from 5 exons. Bases 1 to 996 code for a protein of 331 amino acids. NCBI's taxonomy places the organism in Eukaryota, Fungi, Basidiomycota, Agaricomycetes, Agaricales, Hydnangiaceae. The record is from RefSeq and is a predicted model, not a curated record.
AUGCACACCGAAAAUCGACCCACCACAAACAGCAAACCCACCCUCGCGGAUCUGCUCACCCUUGAGCGCUUGAGCCCUCCUUCUACGGCUAUACUCAAGUUGACCUUGUUGGUCCCGACGAAUAAGGCUGUCAUGGCGUUGGCGAAGAAACCGCACCAGGGAAUGGAUGACGUUGAUGAUGGUGUGGAGAUGUUGGAAGGGGAGUUUGAUAGUCGGUUGAAGAGCAAUGUUGAGCAUUGGUUUUCUGUGCACGUCAUUCCUGUACGUUCAACUUGUUUGGUGUAUGGAGACUUACAUAAUGUAGCGUAUCUGUACGACGCGCCUAUAUCUUGGGAUCCGGAGUAUGAGACUGUGCUGCGUGGAAAUUUGAUCUCCUUCACACCGAUAUCGAUGAAUGACGGUAAAGGGCCAGAGUGGAGCCGUGUAACACUGGAAGAAGGCAUCCGGAUUCUGGAUAAACGAGAGAAUUUGUCAAAUAGUCGAUCCGUUUCGCAUCUUCCACUUGUGUUUUCCCGAAAAAUUGAGGCCUUACCUGUACCGAUUGAGCCACAAGCGGUUCUCGACAGUUGCUCGACAGAUUGUCGUCCUCCGUCGCGCACGUACAAUACGACGCGUUACUGGCGACAUUUUCACGCGAAACACUUCCCAAUCGAUAACCAUCUCCUUAAGGUCAACAAUGAGCUUGACAAGGUGGUGUGUCGGCUUGACAUUGCAAUCAUCAAGUCCUCACCGGGAACAAAUGCCAGUCUGGAUUUGGAGAUUGGAUGGUUUCGGCGGCUCGAUAAGGAGGUUCCUAUCAAAGCGCGGUUGGGAAACAAGGAACUCAAGGUUCAAGCACUAAUUCAAGCUGUCGAACGCCAUCUCAUUCGCAUUGCGAAGGCCGCACAACAAUUGGGCUCACCCGAGCUUACACUAGAACAAAAUAAUUACACACACCCCAGGCCAAGUAGUGAUUCUGAUGUUGAUAGCGACGCAGAUAUGGAACUCGCCUACUAA